GUGCUUUUCUAUAAUUAAAAAUUAUAGUUUAGUGAGUGAAAUGCAUUGCAAUGACUCUCUAGAUAAUUAUCAAUUUUGCGUAUAAGAAGAAAAGUGGUUCAAGGCAACACACUAACAUUGCUAAAGAAGGAAAUUUCUUCUCUCAUCGUGACAUGGAAUGAUGUAAAAAGCAUCAAGAACAGAAAAAACUGAAGAAGGAAAACGAAGAAAACUUGAACAUCCUUCAACGAGAAAAAGAAAACAAGAAAUUCAGUCAAUGUUUUGCAAUUGUGUGGGUGUAUGAAGUUCAUGCACUAAUGCGAAAAUUUUUGUGGGUGAAGUGAAAAGCGGAACCAAACGAACGAAAAAUUAUAAAUAAAAACUAUUUUCAAGAACGAGUCUUGUCAUGAAACGUGAUAAUGUUUGAACAAACGACUCAUGCUACAUAGUGGACAAAAUAAUGUUAUUAUCGAACAAAUAUUUUGUGGUAGCUUAGUGAGAGUGAAAGCAAAAUAAAGCAAAAAAGAAACUAGGAAGAAGAAGAGUCAUAAAAGAGCAUCAAAAACAUAUCAAAUUGAUUUAAGCCCGCCGUCAAUCAGGAUCAGAAAUAUCUGAGCUAAUAGUUUUUGCUUCCACCAUUGUCAUCCUUUCACUUACUUACUUCCUCUGCUUUCAAUUUAUUUUGUAAGCGAAAACGAAUUGACUUGUCGUCAAUGGAUAACGAAAGCCGAUAUUAAUUUCAAGGAAAAAAAGACAUUUGCUGAUAAGUUUGACAAGGCUACAACUAGCUAAGUAUCUACGACAAAAAGUGCCGACGACAGGCGAAAAGAAAGAAAACUAAAGGAAGGAAUAGUAAUUGAAAUUAGAAAUUGGACACUAUCCAAACGAGUCAAAUAAAAGAUGAUCGAUAUGCGACAGUUCAGUAUUCUUGUUGUUGUUACUGUUAGGCUGUUUAUUUGUUAUGCUGCUAUAUCCACAGAGUUGGUCGAAGAGUGGGGCUGUUAUGAGAGCGAAUUUAAGUUGACUUGCAAUCACAUUGACUCGACGGUUGGAAUCCUUGAAGCGACAUUCACACCGAAUUGUGAGGGAAGCAACGGCAAAAGCAAUAAACUUUGUUUACUUCUGAUUCAGAAUUAUGAUGAGGGACAAAACAGUAUUAUGAAAGUUAUCGCUCAAUCAUUGGGCAAUAAACUUGAACAUGAAGAAGAAGCAGCAGCAAGAAGACUCCUGGAAGUGUUGCGUAAUGCUCGCCUUAAAGAGCAAGAACAGGAAGAAAACGAAGCACGAACGAGUGAAUAUCGUUCUGAGAUUAACACAACCGACAUUUACGACAUGACGACAUUCAAUGAGAAUGAAACUAGCUCGGUUGACUAUGAAAUGUCACCAAGAAAUGACAAGAGAACAUUAAGAAAUUCUCUUGAGAAGUUAAUUAGUUUAUACCUUACAAAGUUGCGUGAAGAUAGCACCGAGUACAAUCUCAUCGACGAUGAAGAUUCAGAUUCAAGUUCAAAUGAACGUGAACGACGUGAUUUGGGUUUGAGAAAGAAUCGACGACGAAAAUUGAUCCCAGGUCGAUGUAAGACGAUGCGUCGUCGUAUUGGAACGUUGGAUGCCAACGAGAUUGAAAAUUCACUUCGAAACUUCACCAGUUCAGAAUUCAAUAUUAGGAAAUUACUUAAUUAUAGGUGCUCGGGAAAGAACCAUUGUUCAUUUAUCUUUGCCACAGAUCAUCCUUAUGCAAUGUUCUGGGAGAAGGGAACCGUUCACAUCAAAUACAUCUGCAUGGAUGGUUUUCGUGUGAAUAAAUAUUGUGGAGAAUUAUUAAAUAUUGGCAAUGAAGUCACGAGAGAGAAAUCAAACAACGAACAUACUCGUGAACAUUUAAAUGAUUCGGAAGAAAAUUUAACUGAACCAAUUGCACAAGCAAGAAUUCAUUUCGAUCAGAAUUUCCAUCAAUUCACUAAUCUGAAAAUUAUUAAAGCGGAAAAAAGCGAGAGACAGCACAACGCUAGUCAACAACCGGUAAUGCCGCGGGCUAAAAAUAAUUCCGAAGUGAAAAUGUUGAAGAUUUUCGAGAAGGAUAAAAUCCCUAACAAAGUUUAUUCGCAGGAUUACAAAGUAUUAAAGGUUCUCCCCAAUGAACUUCCAAAAGAUCCCGAUAUCGAGAAAGUGAAGAAGGAAGAAUAUCUUUUCAAGAAGGAUGAAGUAACCCCUGUUGAUUCAAAUAUCGCAACAAAUGAAAUUGAUUCUGAAAUGCCUACGGAUGCUGUACCGAAAGAGUCAAACACAACAGAGCCGUUUAUGGAGAUUAUUUCGAGUAUCGUUGAUCCUACGAUUAGCAAUGAGAUUGAUAGGAAUCCCCAGGGAACGACUGAUGGCCUCCAAAUAAUGAUAAUCGAACGUAAAGACUUAGCAAAGACUGUGACGCAUCAGGCACCGGUGGAAUUAAAUGUUUUACCAACGCCUGAUGGAUCGAUUGAUGAAAUGAGGGCCAAGAUUGAAGACGUUACUGUCUUCUCCAACGAAAUUGAUUACAGUGAUAACGAAAAAUAUGUUAACUUGUCUAAUAGCGGUGUCUUAGAGGGAAGUGUUUUUGACACUUUCCGUUUUGAAGAAGACGACAAGGAUAAUGAUUCUGACUCUGAAAUAACAAGCGAUGAAGAUUAUAGUACUGAAAUUAUAAACCCUACGAGCCCGACAUUUUAUUCAAGCCGACAACGUUCCAUGCCAAGUAGCACACUUUUGCAUGGCUUCAUUACUAAUCCAGGUUACCCAUCGUUCUACAUUGGCAAGAACAAUGAAUGCAGAUCAAGAUUAAAUUUAACGGAUGGACAAAGCAUUGCUUUGACCAUUUUGGAUCUCCAUUUGAGACUUGAAGAUUAUUGUAAAGAUUCUCUGGAAAUUUACGACGUGAUAAGUCGCAGAACUUUGUUUCGCGGCUGUUCCGAUUUAAGUCGUCCCAUUCGAGUACAAUCAACGUCAAACAGUGUCGAGAUUCUACUAAGAACUAAGUCAAGGAGUAUUUAUCCAAAACGAGGGUUCCUAAUUCAUUACAAAGCUGUCGGCUGUAUACUUCCUUCAACGCCAUCGAAAGUAAUUUUGGAUUAUAAUUACGAGAGUCAGGCUAGGUUUAUUUGUCAACCAAAGCACGUUUUUCCAGACUCAUCCCAACCAGAAAGAGUUCUUCAGUGUGAAAACGAGACUUGGAACGAUACAUUGGUUAAUUGCGUCGAACUUGAAGAAGUGCACGGAAGUGGUCCAGUUGAUUUGUGGUUUAACGAUCGCUUGAGAAAAGACAACAGAAUGAGUUCUGGCGAUGAGAGCAUGUUUGAUGACAUUCUUUUACCGAUAUUCAUCGUUUCUGGACUUUUCAUACUCAACGCAAUUGUAUUUAUUGUGAUAAUUCGUUAUCGCAAGCUUCAGAGACGGGAAAGCCUUGAUCGCGAGUUAGCUGAUCUUUAAAAAAAUUGAAGAAAAAAAGUUUUUUGAUGAUCUUUUUGUCCUCUUAAAUGUCCAGCUUAUGCUUAUUUGUAAGCAAGAUAGAAAAAAAUUGAGAUCAAAACAAGAAAGAAAAAAUGUGUUACUUAGAAAUUGAUAUAAGAAAAUUUUUUGUCCAAACACAUUGCGCUAGAUAUUUAGAUAUUCACGCAACUUUUUAUCAAUUAGCGAAAGCAGAUUUAAAAAAUUCGUAGGUUCAACAAUUUUAAAAUGAUUGAUAAAUAUUUACAAUGAUAUAAUGAGAAGUAAAUAAUUGAGAUAGAACCCAAACUCAGAUUAAUGUUAAGCCAAAGAUGAUAUUCAAGAAAGGACUAAAGAAGAGAAACUUUUAUUUUUUAUUGCGAAAAUUUGCUGAAAAUAAGAAAAGAAAAACAUUAGAAAAAAUUAAAUAAAUCAAGCGAAUCUCAUCUGAGAUGAAAUGUUGCUUCAUAUUAAAAUAAACAAAA
Molecule: messenger RNA, 3923 nt
Organism: Clunio marinus
Lineage: Eukaryota; Metazoa; Arthropoda; Insecta; Diptera; Chironomidae
Source: the annotation of a GenBank genome assembly